AUGGAACCAAAUCCCGAAAGCAGAAGAUAUGAAACGAGGAGAAAUACAAGAGGAAAAGAACCAGUAGCCAAAUCUCGGAUUGACUGGCAGCGAACUAAGAGAAGUAGUAUAUUGAUUAAUAGCGAGGAAGAGAGUGACGAAAUUACAUCAGCAUCAGAAAAAGAACUUGAAAGCAGUUCAGAUGAUGAUUCAGAUGAGAGAGAGAAAGAUGAACCCAUACACAAUGACGAUAAAGAUGAAACUUCGGUUAACGCAGGUGGCCUUCCAGAUGUUGAGACGGGUGGUGAUUGUGCAGCAGUAGAGGACGCAGAUGAAGAAAGCAUCAACCUUGGGAAACGCAAGAAGUCUCGGAGAACUGUACUGUAUGACAGCGACGAUAGUGACAAUAGCGAGAUUGUUAGGAAAGUGUUUGCCAAACGCAGUUGCAUAAUCGACGAGAACGACUUGUCCGCUGAACACACAUCACCUGCAGAAAAAGAAGCAAAGAGAAAACAAGACAGGCUAAUGAAACUGCAGGAACUUUCCCGACGGCAAUCUACUCGAGGUUCCGGCCUCAGUGAAUGUCAUGAGGAUCCUGAAGAGGAUGUGAUAAUAGAAGAUGAUUCUUGCCAUUCAUCUCUCACACCAGCUGAAAUCAGUGAUGCAUCUGAGGUUGACAGUAUGAAAGAUUUCAUAGUUGAGGAGGAGGAGGAAGAGUUGGAACAAGAAAACUCUGAGGAAGACAAGAGCCAGUCACAAAAGAAAAAGCAAGCUAUGUCAGGCACAUUGCUGCAGAAGUGCAUUCCAUCCUUGGCCCAUGUUGAUCAUUUUGUCCAUUUCCAAAGAGUUGUAAAGGCGUUUCUCAUCAACGCAGUUGACAAUAACUUUUUGAUGUCAUUAUAUGCAGGGAGAAGGCAAAAGAAGUAUGCAAAAGAAAUGUUGACUUCCCUUUGUUACUUCGACAAUGAUUUUGUUCAACCUCGUCUUGACAAUUUAGUGGCGAGAAGUCGCUGGAAAGAACGUUAUAAGGAACGGGUGGAUAGUUAUCCUGUCGUCCGCAUAGUUUCGGGAAAUGCAGAGCAACGUUCCUGUCAGGCCUGUGAACUGCAGAGGUACUGUAGGUUCACAGUGAUUCUGUCAGGGAAUUCGUACGAUAGUAAGACAAUGCAAGUAGACGACUUCAUGUCACAUGACAAGCAGGCGUUGAAGGUUGGCAUUGUGUGUGGCGACCGUACUGAAGUUUAUCACAACCUGAAACAUUUUAAAUACAAGCUGUAUCAGAAUUGCUGCUCUGUAAUGACAAGCAACAGAUUUCAGGACGCGCCAGUCAAAGAUACAGUGAACAGAGUUUUCACACAGCGGUAUAAUGAAGGCUGGAUUGAAGAGCAAUAUUCUGAACUUCAGAGCUGCAUGGAAAGUGCAGAAAACUUCCAAGAUGAGAAAAUAGACUGAGUGUGUCGUCAUUUUUUUUAAAAAAAGAAGACAUCUACUUGCAAACAUGCUUUCCCUUGACUCGUGAUAGUAUUUGAAGAUCAUGCUGCGUUCCAGCUGUUUUUCUUUCUACUGCAAGACAAUCAAUGUGCCUGCAUGUUGUUAUGGAUACUAAUAAGUUAAUGUGUAUUUUUUUUUCAUGGUUCAUUUUAAUUAUCAAAAUAAUCAUCUAAGGACAUUUUUAUAGUGGAAGUCAUCUCUUCUGUGUUCUUGAACACCAGGCAGCUCAGCUUAAUGAUGUAAAAUGAAAAACAGUCUCUGAAUAACCCGGGUGUUCAUUCAGGAAAUGAAAUUUUAUGUGCAGUGAUGCCCAGGUGAAUUGUACCAGUGUAUGAAAAAUGCUUGGCUUCAAUUCUUUUUGAAAGAGGAAAGGUCUACAUGGUGAGAAGCCCAAAGCUGUAAUAUGCAUACUAUUUUCCCAGCACAGUGUUUAAAACCAGCUGUAAACCAGGUCCAUUCCCACUCCCCAGGACACAGAGCAGUAACAAAUUAGCUCUCUAAAACCAACAGGCCAUCAUUGUUUAUGCAUCCUGGAGACCCAGAAUUCAUGGACUUGCAUUUAGCCGGCUGAGCGGUAAAAGAAAUAAAUAUAUUUGCACUGCUAACAA
Messenger RNA from Zootoca vivipara (common lizard), 2078 nucleotides. It is a transcript of the gene CCDC82, whose product is annotated as coiled-coil domain containing 82. The record is from RefSeq and is a predicted model, not a curated record. Gene Ontology annotation, cellular component: nucleus. NCBI's taxonomy places the organism in Eukaryota, Metazoa, Chordata, Lepidosauria, Squamata, Lacertidae.